CUGGCAACCACGGCACACCAAUCCCAUCUGAGCUUCAAGCUUCUAGUCGUCAAACUUUAUGGGAUAAGUCAAGGCCUUCUUUAAAUAGUGGGACGACCAAGCAGUUGUUCCAUUUUGACUGGCAAUCAUGGCAAACCAGGUUCAUCUCAGCUUCAUGCUGCUCGUCGUACUUUAUGGAGUUCUUCAAGAUCUGCAGGGUCACGGUUGUGCUGCCGAGAAUCGAGAAGAGUGCAGUUUCGAACCUCAGGAGAUCGGCAGCUACUCAAACGAGGAUGUCACACUUACUAAUCCCAAUAUCUACUGGCAGAAAGUAUCUUGCGAUAGCAGUGAUUUUAACAUUGAGAACUAUACUCUGAGGAUAGCGAAACCUGGGACUGACGAUAACUUCGAAGACCUAGUGAAAGUCGAGGGUGCCACCAGUGUUAAUCUCACAUUGUCUCCCUGCACGAGCUACUCGUUUAAAGUUGCUGCUGAACUACGUAAUAGAACUGGGCCUUACAGUUUUGAACUCUUCUUUGCGACUUCACCAAAGGGCCCGGAUGCUGUUGCCAAUCUAACCAACCAGAUCGAGUCUGAUAAUCUGACGAUGUCAUGGACUGCCCCUGGUACCAAUCCGGCCAAUCCAUGCAAUGCUACUGGCUACCUGUUGACCUAUGAACUUAUCAAACCCGAUGAGCACAGUCAUGGUCAAAACGACUUUGAGUUAGCAAGGUCAUUAAAUACAAACGACACUGCAAUAACAAUCGAUGGACUGAAGGAGAAUUCUACGUACAGGGUAAAUGUAACAUCAACCAAUUCAGCUGGGGUUGGUGGAGUUGUCUCUGUCAUUGUGACUAUUGGAAACAAAGCUGGUCCUGUGAACAACAUCGAAGCAAACGCAACUGAUUCAAGUCUAACGUUUUUCUGGGAUCCUGUCUCAGAUGCUUCGAGAUAUCAGUACAACUUUAAACGAGAUGAUGGAAACGAAAUGAGCACGAACUUCACCCCCUAUACCAAUAUUUCGUUCUUGGGUUUAUCACCGUGCACCUCCUACUCAUUCAGUGUAAAGGCAUUCACUUCUAAAACUGUUAGUUCGACGUGGACGAAAAUGAUCAACCAACGUACAUCUAAAAUUGCACCAGGGAGUGUGACUAUGCUACAAGCGGUCCAUUUAUCAGCCACUAAAAUAAACAUUACAUGGCAACUACAAAAUGACACCAACCGCUGUGCUGAUGAUUACGCAAUAGGCAUUGAACUCUUAAACUUGGAUCAGUGUAAUGAAACAUCCAAACUUACUCAAGAGGAAACGGAGAUGUCACCAACAACGAUCACCGAGCUAUAUCCACAUUCUACUUACCGGUUUCACGUUCGAGCCAGCAACGAUUUGGGGUUAGCAAAUGAAACAUCGAUUGAGGUCACUACAUCCGGUUCAGAACCAAGUGGUCCACCCAUUGAUCUGAAAGCUACCUCUGCUACAAACAACACCGUGACUUUCUCAUGGAACCAACCACCUUGCGGACAGCGCAACGGCAACGUAACGACUUAUCAAUUAAGUAUCGUUAAUACUGCAGACGGUAGCGUAUCGACACGGAACAUCUCUCGUACAACCGAGACGUUUACAGGCCUCGUACCAUUCACGGAUUAUAACCUGUCAGUAUCUGCAGUGAACCAGUUCGGUUCUGGUCCAUUUGCUUCAGCUGUGAAUAGAACACUUGAAGGAAAGCCGAGUAAACCCGUCUCUCUUGUUGCAAGUCACGUUGGUCAAAAACGAAUCACGUUGCAAUGGAAUGAACCGCAGUUUCCGAACGGACGGAUCCAGAACUAUACUAUUGAGCAUCGUGUACUGGCAAGACCAUACGACACCACCUUCAAGUUUGACCUCUACUCAGCCUUCACAGUCCAAGGAGUGGUUGACCUGUCCUCCCUUGAAGCAGUUAUUGCUGAUCUAGAACCCUCGACACAAUACGAGCUGCACAUUUGGGCAGUUAAUCACGCCGGCAUCGAGGGACAAAAGGAAAGAUUGGACGUUUACACUAAAACGGCAACAGCUGGUCCUGUGAACAACAUCGGAGCAAACGCAACUGAUUCAAGUCUAACGUUUUUCUGGGAUCCUGUCUCAUAUGCUUCGAGAUAUCAGUACAACUUUAAACGAGAUGAUGGAAACGUAAUGAGCACGAACUUCACCCCCUAUACCAAUAUUUCGUUCUUGGGUUUAUCACCGUGCACCUCCUACUCAUUCAGUGUAAAAGCAUUUACUUCUAAAACCGUUAGUUCGAUGUGGACGGAAAUGAUCAACCAACGUACAUCUAAAAUUGCACCAGGGAGUGUGACUAUGCUACAAGCGGUCCAUUUAUCAGCCACUAAAAUAAACAUUACAUGGCAACUACCAAAUGACACCAACCGCUGUGCUAAUGAUUACGCAAUAGACAUUGAACUCUUAAACUUGGAUCAGUGUAAUGAAACAUCCAAACUUACUCAAAAGGAAACGGAAAUGUCACCAACAACAAUCACCGAGCUAUAUCCACAUUCUACUUACCGGUUUCACGUUCGAGCAAGCAACGAUUUGGGGUUAGCAAACGAAACUUCAAUUGAGGUCACUACAUCCGGUUCAGAACCAAGUGGUCCACCCAUUGAUCUGAAAGCUACCUCUGUUACAAACAACACCAUGACAUUCUCAUGGAACCAACCACCUUGCGGACAGCGCAACGGCAACGUAACGACUUAUCAAUUAAGUAUCGUUAAUACUGCAGACGGUAGCGUAUCGACACGGAACAUCUCUUGUACAACUGAGACGUUUACAGGCCUCGUACCAUUCACGGAUUAUAACCUGUCAGUAUCUGCAGUGAAUCAGUUCGGUUCUGGUCCAUUUGCUUCAGCUGUGAAUAGGACACUCGAAGGAAAGCCGAGUAAACCCGUCUCUCUUGUUGCAAGUCAUGUUGGUCAAAAACGAAUCACGUUGCAAUGGAAUGAACCGCAGUUUCCGUACGGACGGAUCCAGAACUAUACUAUUGAGCAUCGUGUACUGGCAAGACCAUACGACACCACCUUCAAGUUUGACCUCUACUCAGCCUUCACAGUCCAAGAAGUGGUUGACCUGUCCUCCCUUGAAGCAGUUAUUGCUGAUCUAGAACCCUCGACACAAUACGAGCUGCACAUUUGGGCAGUUAAUCACGCCGGCAUCGAGGGACAAAAGGAAAGAUUAGACGUUUACACUAAAAUGGCAACAGAUUUUCCAGCACCGCAGAAGCCGACUCUCAUAGCGGAAGAGUCAACCGUUUCAUCAAUAGCCAUUGGUCUGCUCAGCAAGAGUUCGUCCAUAUAUGUCAGCCAUUACCAGAUUGGUGUAAGGAAAAUCAAAGACACUCGGGCUUCUACGGGCAAAGUUGUCAAACGAGCUGUGCCUGAAUUUCGGCACCAUGACGAGAAUCCCUCUGCUUACGUUGCUGCUGAAUUACCUGGAAGACUCCCAGGAAAGUUUGUCGUUGGUGACAACAAAACCUACGGCAGGUACUGGAACCCACCUCUGCAAGAGGGCGCUGUGUACGAGAUCUACGUCGGUGGUGUCAGCAGAAUAAAUGAAACGAUGGCAAAUGUAGAAUGGAAUUCUGACCCGUUAGUGGUUCAAGUUGACGGAGAUUAUUCUGAUUAUAUUGAGCCCGGCAGCAGUGUCCUGGUGGUCGGCAUCAUCUUCAGCAUGUCAUUUCUGAUUGUUCUUAUCUUGCUGGUUCUUUUGUUAACGAAGAAACGGCGAACAGCAAGAACUAAGAGCCAAGAAGCGGAAACGAAGUCAGAUUUGACGUCCAAUAUCCAAGUCGAACUUCAAGUUCGUCCUUCGACGCAUCAGGUUAAAACACCAGCAGAGUCGUCCACAAGAUCCAAUGAUGACACUGUCGGUGAGGAUGAGGUGAAGUCAACCUCACAAUCCGCAACAGUUAUGGCACAAACUACCUAUGUUUUGUCAGAGGAGACAUCUAAGCCUGGUCCAUCUGCGAGUCCUAAACACAACCAAAAGAAGCCAAAACUCAAAUCUAAAAAUGCCAAGGCGGCUUCGGUGUCUCGCACGGAACCAGUUGCAAUGGCGGAGUUGACGAGGUUCAUUAAGACCAGGAAGUCUGGAAAGAUCAAUGGAUUUCAGCAAGAUUUCGAGACGCUUCCUGUAAUGCCUACCCAUCCCCAUGCAACUGCAUUGAUCCAUGAGAACAAAGUAAAGAACAGAUACACCAAUAUCCCUGCCUACGAUCACUCACGAGUUCUGUUGGAGACUAUUGAAGGACUGCCACAUUCGGAUUACAUCAAUGCAAGUUAUAUCGAUGGAUACAAACAUGAGGCAAAAUACAUCGCUUGCCAAGGUCCGAAUCAGACAUCUGUGAAUGACAUGUGGCGUAUGAUCUGGCAGGAGCAAGUGGGGAAAAUUGUCAUGCUCACCAACUUAGUAGAGAAGGGAAAGGAAAAGUGUGUCCAGUACUGGCCGGAUGAGGGCUCUUGCGAUUAUGGAGAGAUUUUCGUCCGCCACGUGAGCGAAGAGAAGACUUUGAACUUCGUUAUCAGGACUUUCAACGUGGCAAAGAGCAGCGAGCCCGAGGGCGAGUACCGUGAGGUUCUGCAGUAUCAUUACAUCACAUGGCCCGAUAUGAAGCCACCUGAGUCUUCAUCACUUCUAGAGUUUGUCAGACGACUUCAAGCUACUCAAGUGACCUCAAAAGGUCCUAUAGUUGUUCACUGCAGUGCUGGAGUUGGUCGUACAGGGACGUAUAUUGCCCUGGACGCCAUGUUGGAACAGGCCCGGGCUGAAGGACAGGUUGAUGUACUCAACUUUGUUCGCGAGAUGAGAGACAAGCGCUACUUGAUGGUGCAGACAAUAGACCAAUUUAAGUUUAUCUACGAGGCUUUAUUGGAGUCCAGUCUGUCCGAGAACACCGCCAUCUCAGUGGAUCGAUUCCAGCAAGAUCUUACCAAGCUAAAAAAGCGUGAUAAGAAAACCGGAACUGACGGCAUCAAGGACCAAUUUAAAAUGCUGGAAACUUUCACUGCAUCAAUGAGUGACGACCAAUGCUGUGGUGGGAGGCAGCCUGACAACGCAGACAAGAACAGAUUUGAGGAUUGCAUUCCAAGGGACAGCACCAGGCCAUAUCUCAUGACAGACGGCGGAGAAGGUAGCACAAAUUACAUCAAUGCUGCUUUUCUAGAUGGUUUUAGUGGAAAACAUUCGUACCUUGCCACCCAAGCCCCCCUACCGACUACAAUCGGUGACAUCUGGCGAAUGGUGUUUGACUACAAAUCGCCUUGCAUCGUUUUGCUCAACUCCAUGGACAACGACCUGAGCAUCCCACAGUACUGGCCGGAGGAGGGCAGCAUGAGCUUUGGACCACUGACUGUCGAGUUACUGAGUGUGGAUCAACUCGACGAGGACAUGGUCGUGCGACAAUUCGGCAUCGUAAACACCGUCAGAAAUAAGGACGAUAUGCAGACUGUUUGUCACAUCCAAUUCCUGCAAUGGCCAUCAGGGAAAGAUGUCCCCAACUCCCCUUCAAGCCUCCUCAAGGUGUUGGAGACUGUCAAGACGUGGAGAAAAGGGCAUCCUGAUGGACCACUCACUGUGCAAUGCAUUGACGGGGAAGGUUGCAGUGGAACAUUCUGCACCCUGGUCACGCUCUUAGAUCGACUAGAGCAGGAUGGGGUCAUAGACGUCUUCCAGGCAGUUAAGAAACUCCGCUCAACUCGAGCUGGAAUGGUCAAAACAUUGGCUCAGUACCAACUGUGUUACCAGGUGAUGACGUGGUAUCUGGAAUCAGCUUCGGGUUCGUCAAUCUAUGAGAACUUACGUCGUUAAGAUGUUUUUCAAGUCACUGGACACUAUUGGUGUGUUUGCUGUAGACGAUUUUACCUGCGUAACUAAGCCACGAGUCCCACUUGAUGCGGAGGAUACCUUCAUCGCUGG
Molecule: messenger RNA, 5917 nt
Organism: Asterias rubens (European starfish)
Lineage: Eukaryota; Metazoa; Echinodermata; Asteroidea; Forcipulatida; Asteriidae
Product: receptor-type tyrosine-protein phosphatase T-like
Exons: 39
Coding region: 128-5809 (1893 amino acids)
Biological process (GO): protein dephosphorylation
Molecular function (GO): protein tyrosine phosphatase activity; protein binding
Source: RefSeq, a predicted model, not a curated record